CGCCGGAGCAGCAGCAAAUAGCAAGCAGGCGCCGGAAAUAGCCGCUAAACUUGAGCCGCCGUGGUCCCCGAAAAAAGCAGCGAGAAUGGCAGUGUUCACUCAGACGCUGUGGUCGAUGCAGCAACAGUCAAUCUACCAGCAGGAGUCGCUUUACCUCAGCCAAAUGGGCGCCGCCGACAACCACCUCGUCCAGCAGGCCAACGCCACCGCGCUCGUCUCAGUCGAGUUUGAGGUCUUCGGACAGGUCCAAGGUGUGUACUUCACCAAGUACUGCAGGGACAUGUGCACGCAACUGGGCAUCGGCGGAUGGGUGAAGAACAGCAAAAAGGGCACCAUCGUCGGCAAGAUGCAGGGCGAGAAGAUCAGGGUGGACCAAAUGAUUGAGUGGCUGUCGAAAACCGGAAGUCCCGGCUGCAAGAUCGAGCAUUGCGACCUGGCCAACUGGGAGUUCCUCUCUAGACAAGAGUUCAGGAACUUCAGCAUCAGAUUCUAAAGAAAUAUCUCACCUCAGCUGCUAAAAACGUAUUUCUUUGACUUUCCAAUAAAAAAGAGAGCCGCGCGACCCACUGACGAGAUUCACGUGCGCUCAUCCAAAAUUUCGCGCCUUUUCGACAGUUUGAAAAUUUGAAAUUGAUUUAUUUCCGCUGGAUUUGCGUUCUGAAAAAGAUGUUCAGCUUAUAUUAGAUAGAAUAAAUUUUAACUGCUGGCAGAUAAUUUUGGUUGAAAUCGAAACGGAUUUUUUGUCCAAUGCACUUUUGUGUAUUUCAAGAAUUAUAUUCACUCUGUUAUCUGCUUAUUCUAUUUUGUUUAGGUGUGAUGAUUACUGUGUAAUGAACAAAUACAUUUUAAAUAAUAAUGCUCUUGCGUGAAUGCUGCACCAGACGGUUUGCACAGUUUGUGCGAAGUUGGUCUGGAAUUUUGGAUGGCGAUGCCAGAGUGAAAGAGACGAGCUGUUGUUGAAAAAAAAGAAAUAAAAUGCUUCGUACACGUUUUCUA
Molecule: messenger RNA, 996 nt
Organism: Cloeon dipterum
Lineage: Eukaryota; Metazoa; Arthropoda; Insecta; Ephemeroptera; Baetidae
Product: acylphosphatase-2
Exons: 3
Coding region: 86-493 (135 amino acids)
Molecular function (GO): acylphosphatase activity
Source: RefSeq, a predicted model, not a curated record